AUGUUUAAGCCCUGGAAAAUAGCUAAACGUGCACAAUACGUGCCUCGUGCUAUCUGUCUGAAACGGUCUCCCCUUCAACCUUCUCUACCAAACCAGAACAUGCUCCAUCGUCCGUCAGUAAAGGCACUCGAAGCCGCUGCGUCGGGGAAGCGCAAGCGACGCCGCGACGAUGUAGAGCCAGAGCCAGACUCCGAGCAACCUUUCAAGUGGCCGCGCAGAGGCCUACUGCGUCUUAGAAGGGGGCUUCCUCCACGACCUUUCCCGUUCUUGAAUCUGCCUCCCGAACUGCGCAACCGAGUGUAUGAGCUCGCGUUCGACAUCACAUAUCGGGCUUUCCCAACAAGUUCUUUUCGUAAGGAAUACCAGCUGCGGCUUUUCAGCGAAGUUCGUCUCAGCACCAAGACACCACCACCUAUCCCGUAUCUCGGCCUGGUACAAUCGUGUCGCCAGAUCCGGAAGGAAUUCCAUUCUUGGUGGAUGAAUGCUCACCGCAUCCCACUCUGUAAUACGAACAAAUAUCUGCGAACAUUCUUCCCGCCGCGUCCAAAAAGCGACACGGCCUACUAUGCCUCCAAGGGUAACGUAAGGAUAUAUCUUCGCCGCAUCGAGAUGCCGCAUCGGGACUUAUUGCCUGUGAUCAAACAUAUGCUUCGAUUCCCUCAGCGUACGAUGGAAGUUGAACAGGUUGCCUCUAUUUCAGACCCACUGUUCGAUGGAUUGACCCAAUUGCUUGGCAAUAAGCAUCCGAUGUGGCUGCGUUGGAUACGGACCAAUGUCCUCAGUCAAGUCCGACUGGCACCCAGAGACUCGCCCCCACAUGGGCUCCAGCACCGCAUCAUCCUUGUCGUGAAGGAGAAGCAUGCCACUCCUUGGAUGAAAACCGUGUUCGGCGCACCUUCUGGGGCAGAUCGUGAUGAGGACGCGUUUGGCAAUUUUCUGGCAUCCAUUGGCCUGAACAAUGUUAUCGGCUGGCGAAUCGACUUUGCGGUCGACUAUCGAUGA
Molecule: messenger RNA, 1002 nt
Organism: Paraphaeosphaeria sporulosa
Lineage: Eukaryota; Fungi; Ascomycota; Dothideomycetes; Pleosporales; Didymosphaeriaceae
Exons: 4
Coding region: 1-1002 (333 amino acids)
Source: RefSeq, a predicted model, not a curated record